Knipowitschia caucasica is the source of this 717-nucleotide messenger RNA. The record is from the annotation of a GenBank genome assembly. NCBI's taxonomy places the organism in Eukaryota, Metazoa, Chordata, Actinopteri, Gobiiformes, Gobiidae.
AUGGGGAGCAUGGCAACAGAGAUAGUGGCUUUUCUCUUGACGAUUUCAGGCUGGGUUUUGGUGUCUUCCACGCUGCCCACAGACUACUGGAAGGUGUCCUCUGUGGAUGGAACGGUCAUAACCACGGCAACGUUUUGGUCAAAUCUGUGGAAAACUUGCGUCACGGACUCCACCGGUGUCUCCAACUGCAAGGACUUUCCCUCCAUGCUGGCUCUGGAUGCUUACAUCCAGGUUUGCAGAGGGCUCAUGAUUGCAGCAGUGUGUCUGGGGUUUUUUGGUGCUGCUCUCGCUCUGGUGGGGAUGAAAUGCACCAAAAUCGGCGGCUCGAACACCACCAAAGCUCGCUUGGCUGCCCUGUCCGGUGUUCACUUUAUCCUCUGUGGGCUGUCUGGCUUGACUGCGUGCUCUAUAUACGCCCGGCGGAUAACCACAGACUUCUUUGACCCCCUUUUUGUUGCUCAGAAGUUCGAGCUGGGGGCUGCCUUGUUCAUCGGCUGGUCGGGGUCUGUCUUGUGUAUCAUCGGAGGACUCAUAUUUUUUCUAUCGUUAUCUGAUGGAGACAGUUUGAGGCAAGUUUCAAUGGCCAUAAGGGCUGAGUAUUCCUAUAGAGGAGCCACGUCUUUUGAGACACAGCGGCACUACCCCAAUAAAGCACCCAGCAGCCUGCAGAAGGACUCGCACGAGCAAAGACAGUUUGGGAGAAAUGCAUAUGUGUGA